UGUGUGCGGACCUGAAGGAGACAAGCGGGCGCAGCUUGGUGACGAUAAUGCGCGCGACGACAAGAAGAUACCGAGCGAAGGGCAGCGGGCAGGUUACUUUGAGUGACCCACCUAGCAAGUGCCCUUGCUCUCAUAUACCUGUGAAGGAGGCAGUAGAUAUAUGAAACACAAAUUAUGGCUCACUUUGGUGCUAUUGCAUCCCUUGUUCUGGCAUUUUUGGCUGCAGCUUUAUUUUCUUCUUUGCACAAAAUUGAGGAGGGGCACAUUGGAGUUUAUUACAGGGGUGGUGCACUGCUAACUACAAUCAGUGGGCCCGGUUUUCACCUCAUGCUACCUUUUAUUACCUCAUUCAGGACUGUGCAGACAACCCUGCAGACCGAUGAAGUAAAAAAUGUACCCUGUGGAACAAGUGGUGGAGUGAUGAUAUAUUUUGACAGAAUUGAAGUUGUAAACUUUUUGGUGCCAUCUGCUGUGUAUGAAAUUGUGAAGAAUUACACAGUGGAUUAUGACAAGUCACUAAUAUUCAAUAAGGUUCAUCAUGAGCUGAAUCAGUUUUGCAGUGUGCAUACACUUCAGGAAGUCUAUAUUGGUCUAUUUGAUCAAAUUGAUGAAAACCUGAAGACAGCUUUGCAGCAGGAUCUCACCACAAUGGCACCAGGACUUAUUAUCCAGGCAGUUCGAGUCACAAAGCCUAACAUUCCUGAGGCAAUUCGCAGAAACUAUGAAAUUAUGGAGAGUGAGAAAACCAAAUUGCUGAUAGCUGCACAGACCCAGAAGGUUGUAGAAAAGGAAGCUGAAACAGAAAGGAAAAGAGCUGUGAUUGAGGCUGAGAAACUUGCUCAGGUAGCAGAAAUCAAGUUCAGCCAGAAAGUCAUGGAGAAGGAGACAGAGAAGAAAAUCUCAGAGAUUGAAGAUGCUGCCUAUGUAGCAAGGGAGAAGGCACGGGCUGAUGCAGAAUAUUACACAGCUCACCGAACAGCUGAGGCAAACAAGCUGAAGCUGACUCCUGAGUACUUGCAGCUAAUGAAGUUCAAGGCAGUAGCGGCAAAUUCCAAGAUCUACUUUGGGAGUGACAUCCCUAAUGUGUUUCUUGACACAAUUUCCCCAUGUCAACAGAUUCCUGCUGCAGAUAGCAUCCCUGAGUCAGCAGCAACUGACAGCAUUAAAUAAUUCAACAACAUAAGUGUACAGGACUGCUUCAUCUGUUUUUUUUCAGAGGAUAUCUUCAGAGAAACAAGACCAGAAUUGUUAUUUUUCAAGAGUACAAGAUCAGUAUUUUUACUGUCUUCCAGGAAGAAAAUAGGCAUAUAUUGAAUAGUCCAUUGUGCUCUGAGCUGAACAGUCACCAGUGGUGAUCUGAUUAGGCCACACACUUCUGAGAAAAAUAUACCAACUAAUAAACACAACUUUGUUCCCAGUUUGGAAUUAAAGCAAAUGAUGAGAAAGACAGACUGAAACUAAUGCCAAAACAGUGAGAUUAACAGAAAAACAUUUCAUAAAAAGAAGGAAAUUUUCCACAAAUAGCUCAUAUGCCAGUGUAAAAAUAAAGCAGACUGUUGUCUGUAAAAUGAAAAAUAUGCCCACUUUUGGUUCAUUACAAAUGCAGACUUAACA
This is a messenger RNA of Erpetoichthys calabaricus (reedfish), 1614 nucleotides long. Its product is annotated as erlin-2-B-like. Gene Ontology annotation, biological process: SREBP signaling pathway. Gene Ontology annotation, molecular function: ubiquitin protein ligase binding; cholesterol binding. Bases 175 to 1170 code for a protein of 331 amino acids. Lineage: Eukaryota; Metazoa; Chordata; Cladistia; Polypteriformes; Polypteridae. The record is from RefSeq and is a predicted model, not a curated record. The transcript is spliced from 13 exons. Gene Ontology annotation, cellular component: endoplasmic reticulum; endoplasmic reticulum membrane.